Penicillium cosmopolitanum is the source of this 828-nucleotide messenger RNA. RefSeq lists its product as uncharacterized. The record is from RefSeq and is a predicted model, not a curated record. The transcript has 2 exons. Lineage: Eukaryota; Fungi; Ascomycota; Eurotiomycetes; Eurotiales; Aspergillaceae. Bases 1 to 828 code for a protein of 275 amino acids.
AUGAGGGCCACUUCGAUUCUCUCAUUGCUAUCAUGCCUCGCCUACUCACCAUUGGCCUCGGCAUGGAUAUAUACUUGGCACUCUCCAAAUGAUACGCUGCUUUCUUAUCAAGGGGCUGAGCCUCUGGCCUGCAAAUCAAUGAACAAUCCAGUUGGCAAUGUGUUUAACUGGGAGCCCCAAGAUGGGCACUGGUGCAUUUUCAUGUACUCAAAUUCAAAUUGCAGUGACGAAAAUGUUGGCUAUACGUGCAAAGACUGGGAGUGGGCGAGUCAUGCCUCGACAAAACACAUUUUAUCGUUCCAAGUGACAAAUAAUACUUCUUCAUUCAGCGCCACGGCAACAUCGUCAAUAUCAGCAACCCAGACUAGUACCUCCAUAUCAUCUACAGCAACCUCCACCACACCAUCUGCCGCCACUGCCACAGCGACCAGCGAGCCAACAGGUUCAAAUAGCAAGGCUAGUUUAUCGGGUGGUGCGAUUGCAGGAAUAGUACUGCGGUGGCUAUUGCUGGAAUUAUCCUCUUCUUUUUGUGCUGGCGACGACGAAAAAAACAAUGCUCAGAAAAUCGACAAUACCCGAACAGAAUCAGCAACGGGCAUGGUGGAGCUUCCUAGUUCUCACCCCGAGGAAGAACACUCAUACAUUUCAGAAAAACCUCGAUCUCGACAGGAGACACUACGGGAACUUAAGGGAUCGACCGCUGCGUCGGAGAUUGGGCCUGGGACUGAGAGACACGAACUUCAUUCACCUGUUGUCGAAAGACAUGAGCUGUAUACGGAGAGAUAUGAACUAGAUUCGACACAUCCCGACCUUGAGAAGAAGCCUUGA